Messenger RNA from Salvia splendens (bonfire salvia), 2335 nucleotides. Its product is annotated as monosaccharide-sensing protein 2. The coding region runs from base 160 to 2316 and encodes 718 amino acids. Lineage: Eukaryota; Viridiplantae; Streptophyta; Magnoliopsida; Lamiales; Lamiaceae. Gene Ontology annotation, biological process: transmembrane transport. Gene Ontology annotation, molecular function: transmembrane transporter activity. The record is from RefSeq and is a predicted model, not a curated record. The transcript has 7 exons. Gene Ontology annotation, cellular component: membrane.
UUUCACAGUCCUGUUUUGAGGCUUCUGUUUGAUUAGUUCCUCGCUCAUUUUCAGCAACUUCUCUCGAACCAUAUGUUUCUUUCUCAUAAAUAAAAUGUUUGAGAAGCUUAAAGGAAGUAGAUUUCCAAUUCAAGCGCCUCUCUGUUCGAAUUAGGAAAGAUGAAAGGUGCUGCAUUGGCAGCCAUUGCUGCUACAAUUGGCAACCUUUUGCAGGGUUGGGACAAUGCAACUAUUGCAGGAGCUGUAGUUUACAUAAAAAAAGAGCUCGAGGUGGGCGCUGCAACAGAAGGCCUUAUUGUGGCAAUGUCUCUUAUUGGAGCCACAGCCAUCACCACUUGUUCGGGGACGAUCUCAGACAUGGUUGGACGACGUCCAAUGCUCAUUCUGUCGUCUACCUUUUACUUUUUAAGUGGCUUGAUAAUGCUGUGGUCUCCCAAUGUCUAUGUCUUGCUUCUAGCUAGGCUGUUAGAUGGUUUUGGUGUCGGACUUGCUGUUACUCUCGUUCCCCUCUACAUAUCCGAGACAGCCCCUUCAGAGAUACGAGGCCUUCUGAAUACCCUUCCUCAGUUUGCUGGAACUGCCGGGAUGUUCUUGGCCUAUUGUAUGAUUUUCGGGAUGUCCUUGCUGCCUUCCCUGAGCUGGAGGUUGAUACUCGGACUUCUUUCAGUUCCUUCUCUUGUUUAUUUUGCGUUGAUGGUCUUGUAUCUGCCUGAAUCUCCCCGCUGGCUAGUGAGCAAAGGGAAGAUGUUGGAGGCCAAACGAGUUUUGCAGAAACUGCGCGCUAGGGAGGAUGUUUCCGGCGAGAUGGCUUUACUUGUAGAAGGUCUGGCAGUUGGUGGCGAGCCUUGUAUCGAAGAGUAUGUUAUCGGUCAAGCAGAUGAUGUAGAUGAGGACCAUGAGGGACGCGAUGAUGAAGACCAUAUCAAGUUGUAUGGACCGGAGGAGGGCCUCUCGUGGAUAGCAAAGCCAGUCACUGGUGAAAGUCGUCUCAGUCUAGUCUCACGGCAAGGGAGCAUCGUACAUCAAAAUGUGCCUCUUAUGGAUCCUCUGGUGACACUCUUCAGCAGUGUCCACGAGAAGCUGCCAGAGGCGGGGAGUAUGAGGAGCAUGCUUUUCCCCAAUUUUGGCAGUAUGUUUAGCACUGCAGAGCCUCAAGAUGAGGAUGAAGAUGAAGAGUGGGAUGAAGAGAGUCCACAGAGAGAAGGCGAGGGUUAUGCAUCGGAGGGUGGUUGUGUGGAGUCCGACAGCAAUCUGCAGAGCCCGUUGAUCUCACGCCAAACUACAACCAUGGAGAAUGGAUUCAUCCCUCCUCAUUCCCAUGGAAGCAUCUUGCAAGCGAACAGCGGCACAGUUGGUAGCACGGGUAUUGGCAGUGGCUGGCAACUAGCAUGGAAAUGGUCGGAAGGAGGAGGUGAAGAUGGAAAGAAAGGGGUAUUCAAGAGGAUUUACCUGCACGAGGGAGCAGCAUCUGGCACGAGGCCUGGCUCUCUCGUCUCACUCUCCGGUGGUGGUGAUUUCGGCGAAUACAUCCAUGCUGCAGCUGUAGUAAGCCAGCCAACUCUCUAUGCAAAGGAACUUGUCGGACCAGCAAUGGUGCAUCCUUCACAAGAUACUUCAAAAGGGCCUCUUUUGGCUGCUCUUCUCGAACCAGGCGUUAAACGAGCAUUAUUCGUUGGGAUCGGACUUCAAAUGCUGCAGCAGUUCUCCGGCAUCAAUGGGGUUUUGUACUACACUCCUCAAAUCCUCGAGCAAGCAGGGGCCGGUGUUCUCCUCUCAAAUCUUGGGAUCAGCUCAGACUCCUCGACAUUCCUCAUCAGUGCGCUGACAAACUUAUUGAUGCUUCCGAGUAUUGGUGUUGCAAUGAGGCUCAUGGAUGUCGCCGGAAGAAGGUCAUUGCUACUUACCACGAUUCCCAUCCUAAUAACAUCACUCGUUGUACUGGUGAUUGGGAAUGUGUUUGAUUUCGGCGACGUGGCUCAUGCAGUUAUCUCAACUGUGUGUGUGGUGAUGUACUUCUGCACGUUCGUGAUGGGGUACGGGCCAGUCCCUAACAUCCUAUGCUCAGAGAUUUUCCCUACGAGAGUCCGUGGACUCUGUAUUGCAAUAUGUGCCCUUGUUUUCUGGAUAUGUGAUGUCAUUGUUACUUACACGCUCCCUGUGAUGCUUGGGUCCAUCGGCUUGGCUGGUGUUUUCGGGAUCUAUGCCAUCAUCUGUGCCAUCUCAUGGUUUUUCGUGUUCUUGAGGGUUCCGGAGACAAAAGGCAUGCCAUUGGAGGUCAUCACAGACUUCUUUGCUGUGGGAGCAAAGUUUGAGUGACAGAAAUGCAGCUAUUGAU